Glycine soja is the source of this 1604-nucleotide messenger RNA. RefSeq names its product pentatricopeptide repeat-containing protein At1g31790. Gene Ontology annotation, molecular function: protein binding; RNA binding. The transcript has a single exon. Gene Ontology annotation, biological process: RNA modification. NCBI's taxonomy places the organism in Eukaryota, Viridiplantae, Streptophyta, Magnoliopsida, Fabales, Fabaceae. The record is from RefSeq and is a predicted model, not a curated record. Bases 241 to 1512 code for a protein of 423 amino acids.
AGUGUUCUGGUGUUAUUUAUUUUGAUGCAAAGGAAAGGAUAACAGAGGCAGAGAAACUAAACACUCGAAGAGCAGAAACUAGACGGGGUGUUUUGGCGGUUAGGGUUUAAGGUUUACUACGAUAACCAUAGAAGAAAACACAUAGGGUGGUGUUUCAAUGUUUAGAAUUUAGGGCUCAAGAGGAUUAUGAUAGAAGAAAACAUAUAUAGUGUGAAUCGCAGGUUGUCGUGGACGUGAAAAAUGGUACUCAUCACUGCACCGGUGACAACAGUACCAACCCACCACCUAUUCUUCGACGAAAACGUUGAUUUAAAGAACAGCAAGCUACGUACUUUGCCUUCUCCCAACCAUCAACUCGAGUUUCGACUACCCUUGCGCCACCCCAUUCACAACUUCCCUAACCACACUUCCCCACAACCCCUUACUCAAACAACUACUUUCACUAAGAAGAAGAAAAAGAAGAAGAGAAAAGGGGCCACAACCUCUGACAUAUUGCACUUGAUGGAAGCUCUACCCUUUCCCGUACCCAUUGACAUCUACACCUCUCUCAUAAAAGAGUGCACUGUUUCCGGCGACCCAGAAACCGCCAUUGAGUUGGCCACCCACAUCUCCAAGAGCGGCAUCAAACCCCCAUUGCCCUUCCUCAAUAGGAUUCUCGUCAUGUUCGUGUCGUGUGGUUUGUUGGAAAAUGCGCGCCACAUGUUUGACAAAAUGCGUGUGAGGGACUUCAACACUUGGGCAACCUUGUUUGUUGCUUACUAUGAUAAUACCGAUUACGAGGAGGCUACAAAUGUUUUUGUUAACAUGUUAACCCAAUUGGGUAUGAUGGAAUUUCCUCCGUGGAUAUGGGCUUGCCUUCUCAGGGCCUGUGCCUGCACUGUGAAUGUACCUUUAGGAAUGCAAGUUCAUGGAUGGUUGUUGAAGUUGGGUACCUGUGAUCAUGUGCUUCUCAGCAGCUCCUUGAUCAACUUUUACGGGAGAUUCACAUGCCUUGAAGAUGCGAGUGUUGUCUUCGAUGGGGUGUCACGACAUAACACGUUGACUUGGACGGCUAAAAUUGUUAGUGGUUGCAGGGAAAGGCAUUUCUCUGAGGUUUUUGACGACUUCAAGGAGAUGGGAAUGCGAGGGGUGAAGAAGGACUGCUUCACGUUUUCUAGUGUUCUCAAGGCAUGUGGGAGGAUGCUGAAUCAGGAACGAUGUGGUGAACAAGUCCAUGUUGAUGCUAUCAAACUUGGGCUGGUCUCGGAUCACUAUGUGCAGUGUAGUUUGAUUGCCAUGUACGGAAGAUGUGGGUUAUUGGAAGAUGCAAAACGGGUGUUUGAGAUGAGCCAAGAGGAGAGAAAGGUUGAUUGUUGGAAUGCUAUGCUUAUGGGUUACAUACAGAAUGGUUUGUACAUUGAAGCUGUUAAGUUUCUGUAUCAGAUGCAGGCAGCCGGAAUGCAGCCCCGGGAAUCUUUGCUUAAAAAAUUAAGAAUGGCUUGUGGAAGUAUUAGCUACUCAAACAUGAAUUAACUAUAUAAGAAGUAUAUUGUACAUUGACAUGUAAAAAAAGUUGAAUGGAUUCCCCCCUAUAAAAAAAUUGCUUGAGAGUUCAAAUGUCCUGA